AUGGUCCUGGCGCUGUCAGAUUCCAGAUCUAGACAUAAGCAUAAUCUAGAAAGGGAACGCUCACGCAACGCUCAAGAACUAAUGCGAGUGGAGCGCGCCCAUAACAAGAUCAUCACCCAGCUUAUGAAGGAAAUGGCUUCCGAACUAGGCCAUGCCAGGACAGAUAUAAAAAAUACCCUCCAGGAAUCCAAGGCGAUACGGGGUUGGUUGAACUUUGAAACCCAAGAGCCCUUCCGCAAAACGAGUGACCUACUCAAAGCUGUGACGGACUUAGACAAGCGCAUAGGUGUGAUCCAGUCGAACUUGAGUCAGCAGAAGCAAGAAGGUGCAGACAACAUCUUAUCUCACCUAAGAGUGGACCUUACUGGAGUAAAAUCUAGUGUGGAAACACUCAAACUUCAAUUGGACGAAAUGCGCAGAGUCAUCGAAAAGUCCGAAAACAACACCAAGAAGGUUCUGGAGACCGGCCAAAAAACUCUGCUACGCCUGGAGUCACCACCAUCCCACCCCUCAGAGGAAAUAAGUAAAACGUUGGAACAUGAGCUGAAUGGAAUGAAGAGUUCGCUGAAGGAGAUAGAUACAAGUAUCAGAUCUGGACUUUCAAUCUUACCUUCAGCGGACUCCAGUAAAAUAUUCCAAACCAGCAUAAGGGAACAUCUUCAACCAAUAGAAGAACACUUAGUUGCAAUGUCAUCCGAGCUGAGGACGAUGAGAGAGCAGAAGCAACGGGCCCCAUCACCUACAGCCCCAAGUCUAGCAACAGAGCUUGCACAAACUGGCGAAGCAGCAACAAAGCCAAAAAAGACAUACGCCAGAGUGGCUGCAAGCCCUCCCCUUCCUAAACCCAAUCACACUCUCAUUAUCACAUCAACUGAUUCGAAAAACACAGCCGAAAACAUCAUCGAGAGAAUCAGGGAGGCUCUAGACACAAAAAAAGACUGGAGCCAAAGUAGAUAG
This is a messenger RNA of Parnassius apollo (apollo), 957 nucleotides long. The record is from the annotation of a GenBank genome assembly. NCBI's taxonomy places the organism in Eukaryota, Metazoa, Arthropoda, Insecta, Lepidoptera, Papilionidae.